UGGGAGGCGGCGCUUGUAUUCGUCUCUCUAGGAGAGUUCCAGUCGUCGAGGGAAGGGGAGCUGAGAGGGCAGCUCUCUCUCUCUCUCUCCCCAUUCUCUUCCCCGUCGUCCUUGACAAGAAAAACCUACAGGGUACACCCAGAGAGAGAGAGAGAGAGAGAGAGAGAGAGAGAGAGAGAGAGAGAGAGAGAGAGGGUUUCGGCGGCGUGUUGUGGAAGAGGUGGAAGGGGAGGUGGCCCUUGGAAAGUGAGGGAAGAUGGCGGUGACGGUGGGGCUGGCGCGGCUAUGGCAGCCACAGGAAGAAGGAGCGCGGGAAAUAUGCACCCUGCUACACGAGUAUCAGCAGCCCGGCGUGGAUCAGAAUCGCAUAUUCAUGCAGCUCACACGAUGUAGCACCUUCCCCGAUUUCAAUAAUUACCUCACUUUCGUGUUCUGCCGUGCAGAGGGGCAACCUAUUGAAGUGAGGCAGAGUGCAGGGCUGCUCCUGAAGAAUAACCUGAAGACCGCAUGGUCGGGUACCGCUCAGCAGUUUCAGGAGUACAUGAAGAACGAGCUGCUGCCUUCCAUCGGCGUUGCCAAUCGGGAAUUACGAAGCACGGUGGGGACAGUAAUCAGCGUCAUUGUUCAGCAAGGGGGAGUGAAGACAUGGCCGGAGCUGUUUCCUGCCCUCGCGCAGUGCAUGGAUAGCAAUGACUACAACCACAUGGAUGGUGCGAUGGAUGUCUUGUUCAAGAUCUGCGAGGACAUGCCAGAACAGCUCGAUGUUGAUGUUCCAGGAUUGCCGGAAACCCCAAUUAAUGCUUUUCUCCCACGUUUGCUGAAGUUUUGCACAUCCCAGCAUGCAAAUUUGAGGAAGCUGGCAGUUGGAACAGUAAAUCAGUUCAUCCUGCAUAUGCCCAGGGCUCUUGUAGUGAACAUGGACAAGUAUUUGCAAAGCCUGUUUACACUCGCGACCGAUCCGUCUGCGGAAGUGCGAAAGUUGGUGUGUUAUGGGCUUGUACAGCUGUUGGAGCACCAUCCAGAGUACUUGCAGCCUCACAUGCCAAACGUCAUCGAGUACAUGUUGCAAGCCAAUCAGGAUUCGAAUGGCGAGGUGGCGCUUGAAGCUUGCGAAUUCUGGUCAGCCUUUUGUGAGGCGAGGCUACCACCGGAGUUGUUGAGAGAUUCGCUCCCCAGGCUCGUUGGUGUGUUGCUUAGUAAUAUGGUGUAUGCUGAUGAUGACGAAGCCCUGCUAUCUGCAGAACAACAGGAUGAUAAUGUACCAGAUAGAGAACAGGAUGUGAAGCCAUUUAUUCCUGCGUCGAAACUGUCUGGAGGUGACGGACAAGAUGACGAGGAUGACGAUGAGAUAAUCAAUUCCUGGAACCUGCGGAAAUGCAGUGCUGCAGGACUGGACACACUCUCCACGGUGUUCCAUGAAGAAGUGCUUCCAAUUUUGAUGCCUCGUGUGCAGCAAAGAUUGACCAAUAACACAGAUGCCGCCUGGAAGGACAGAGAGGCAGCAGUACUAGCUCUCGGGGCUGUUGCUGAAGGUUGCAUCGAUGGUCUACGACCGCACCUUAAUCAGAUAGUGAACUGCUUGCUUCCAUUGCUCGAGGAUCCUCGGCCACUUGUGAGGAGCAUCACGUGUUGGACACUGUCUCGGUACAGCAAGUACGUUGUGCAGAGCAUAGACAGUGCAGAAGGAGAGGCUCAGAUGGAGCGGGUGAUGAUGGGACUGCUACGAAGCAUCCUUGACGGCAACAAAUGGGUCCAGGAGGCUGCUUGCUCGGCAUUCGCAACCCUUGAAGAGGAUGCCUCGGACCAUCUGGCACCUCGUCUCGAGCAGAUUUUGCGGCAUUUGAUGUUUGCAUUUGACAAGUACCAGCGGAAGAAUCUAAGGAUCCUAUAUGACGCCAUUGGAACACUGGCAGAUGCUGUACAAGGGGAACUCAAUGAGCCUCAAUACCUGGAGAUUCUGAUGCCGCCUCUGAUUGCCAAGUGGCAGCAGCUGCCCGACUCGGACAAGGACUUGUUCCCGUUGCUGGAGUGCCUAACAUCAAUCGCACAGGCACUCGGGCAAGGGUUUGCACAGUAUGCUGAACCUGUGUUUCAAAGAUGUGUGAAUCUCAUCAGAGUCCACCUUCUGGCAAAGACAGAUGAGGCAAGGGCAGGAAUCAAAUACGACAAGGAAUUCAUCGUAUGCUCGUUGGACUUACUUUCCGGGAUCGCAGAAGGGCUUGGACCAGGAAUUGAGAGCCUGGUGGCAAGGAGUGAUUUAAGGGAUCUUCUUGUUCAGUGUUGUGCGGACGAUGCACCAGAUGUGAGGCAGAGUUCUCUUGCAUUCUUGGGCGAUCUUGCGAAGUCCUGCGUUGUGCACUUGCAGCCUAGGAUACCAGAGUUCUUGCAGCUUGCAGCUAACCAACUGCAAGCGAGGGAUGCGUUGGCACCCGAAAACUACUCUGUUGCAAACAAUGCAUGCUGGGCUAUAGGUGAGGUGGCUGUGAAGGUUCGAGCAGAGGCAGCGCCAAUUGUUUUGCCUGUAGUACGCUGCAUUGUGCCAAUUCUGAACUCCCACUCCCCUGAAAAGCUCAAGCAGAGUCUGGUGGAGAACAGCGCUAUCACCCUAGGAAGAUUGGCUUGGGUGUGUCCGGAGCAGGUUGCGCCGCAUAUGGAGCAUUUUAUGCAGUCAUGGUGCCGGGCACUCAAAAGUAUCCGAGAUGAAGUGGAGAAAGAGCAUGCUUUUCUCGGUCUUUGUGCAAUGAUUCGGUUGAACCCCGCCGGUGCUGUGAGUGCUUUUGUCCCCAUGUGCCUGGCGAUCGGCAGCUGGCAUGAAAUUCGAAGUGAAGAGCUGCGAACAGAGCUUGGACAAGUCCUCCAUGGGUAUAAACAGAUGCUGGGCCCAACGGUAUGGGAACAGUAUAUGCAGGCGUUGGAUCAACCAUUAAGGGAGAAGUUGGCAAGACGGUACGGAAUAUAAUGAAAUGAAGGCGUCGUGAGGCUUGUUUUUUUAUGACAUGCCCACGGAUGGAAUUCUCACUUGAUUGCUGGCAAGUCUCGCAGAAGGCAUAGCCAGGUGGAGAAGGAGGUCCUAGCUGCGUUGCUGGACCACGCUCUAUUAAUGUUAGAGACUGGCAGGUGUGAUGUCUGGUCGACUGUCAGCUGCGCAAGCGGAGAACUGUCUGUUGCCAAUGCCCCCCAGUUAUUCCAGUGUUGUUAACACUUGGAAACAUCUCGGUAAAGAUUGUUAUGGCUCUAUGAAUGGAGUAGACGGGCUAUUUUGUUGCAGGUAUGUGUGUGUGUGUGUGUGUGUGUGUGUGUCUGUGUGUGCAAGUGUGUGUGUAUGUGUGUGUAAGUGUAAGUGUGUGUGUGUGUGUGUGUGUUUGUGUCUGUGCGCCCUAGUGUCUACGUUUGUGUGUGAGAGAGAGGGGGGAGAGGAGAGAAGGUAGAGUUGGGUAGAGAGCAUGUCCCUGGGAUACCCUCGCAGUCCAUGUUGGAUGGCUGUGCUAGA
This is a messenger RNA of Chara braunii, 3490 nucleotides long. The record is from the annotation of a GenBank genome assembly. NCBI's taxonomy places the organism in Eukaryota, Viridiplantae, Streptophyta, Charophyceae, Charales, Characeae.